This is a messenger RNA of Canariomyces notabilis, 824 nucleotides long. Its product is annotated as ARF/SAR superfamily. Gene Ontology annotation, cellular component: cytoplasm; microtubule cytoskeleton. Lineage: Eukaryota; Fungi; Ascomycota; Sordariomycetes; Sordariales; Chaetomiaceae. Gene Ontology annotation, molecular function: GTP binding; GTPase activity. The transcript is spliced from 6 exons. The coding region runs from base 185 to 730 and encodes 181 amino acids. Gene Ontology annotation, biological process: protein folding. The record is from RefSeq and is a predicted model, not a curated record.
GCCUUGCCAGCCAUUCUACAGCCAUCCCCGUCUACACUGCACCGUCUCUACGUUCCAUGUUAUCGACCUACCGCAGUCACGAGAACCCUGCUGUCUUGUAGAUACCUAUCUGACCGCCUCAUUCGUCCAAAUAGCCGUGGCAAUCAACUAGUUGCAUCCAGUCAUCCCAGAAGCCACAGCAAACAUGCUUUCGAUCCUGAGGAAGGCGAGACUCAAGGACAUGGAGCUUCGGAUCCUGAUGCUCGGCCUUGACAAUGCGGGCAAGACCACAAUCGUGAAAAAGAUAAUGGGGGAGGACGUCAAUACAGUCAGCCCCACCCUUGGCUUCAUUAUCAAGACGAUCGACUACGAUGGGUAUAAACUGAACAUUUGGGACGUCGGGGGUCAGAAGACGCUGCGCUCAUACUGGCGCAAUUAUUUUGAGAAAACGGAUGCCCUGAUCUGGGUCGUCGAUGCCACCGACUGGCUACGCAUCGACGACUGCCGAGAAGAACUGCAUGGCCUUCUCCAGGAAGAGAGACUUUCGGGGGCAAGUUUGCUCGUGUUUGCAAAUAAGACCGAUGUUCAGGGAUGCAUGACAGGCGGUGAAAUGCGCAAGGCCCUACAACUUGACGAGAUUCGGACGCAUCGCUGGCACAUUCUGCGGUGCAGUGCUAUAACGGGCGAAAACCUCAAGGAAGGAUUAGCUUGGGUUGUAGAAGACGCCAAAGCCCGCCUCUUUCUCUAUUGAUCUGAGACCGGCUGCUCGAUGCGGCUAUUUUCCUUGCGACGUCAUUGGGGAUCCCACCCGGACAGUCAAGUAACGGCCGAAACAAGGUCUGGUU